Clunio marinus is the source of this 249-nucleotide messenger RNA. Lineage: Eukaryota; Metazoa; Arthropoda; Insecta; Diptera; Chironomidae. The record is from the annotation of a GenBank genome assembly.
AUGGCAGAGACAAAAAUGAGAAAUAAAAAAAGGAAAAGGGAAAAAGGCUUGGAGCAUGAAAGUCACGAAAUAUCCAUUGAAACGAGAGCUUAUGAUUCCUACAUUCACAGCAUACUUUCAGCAUCUUUGCUUAUUUCACUACACACUCAAACUCAAAGGUUAAGGAUGGAAAGAAAAAAUAAUAAAAGUGAAGUGGAAAAAAGGCCGAAAUCAGAAAGAGAAUUACAUCAAUUAGACCCGUUGGGAUAA